GUGAUGGGGAUGCGUACCAAAAGGCUGCUGCUUCGCUAACAGGGCUCACAUGAGGAUCAAUGGAGCUUUGGCGUAAUGCAGCACGGAGAGGCUCACAUCCCUGGAGAUUGUGGUACGCAAAAUCGGUUUGAAAUGUCCGACUUUAACAACCGAAGCCAAACCACCACAAGUCGCAGUGACUACGUGUGGCAGUAUGAAUAUUAUGACGACGAGGAGCCCGUGUCUUUUGAGGGACUCAAAGCGCAUAGAUACUCCAUCGUCAUCGGCUUCUGGGUUGGACUUGCUGUGUUUGUCAUUUUCAUGUUCUUUGUGCUCACUCUGCUCUCAAAGACAGGAGCGCCACAUCAAGAAAACCCAGACACUGCUGAAAAGCGCCAUCCACCAAGCAGCUGUCUAGUAGACAUCCACACUCCUCAGGAUGAAAAUGACAAAGCCUUCUCUCGUCCGUUGCUAACGGAGUCUCGUUCUUAUUUUCAUUUCUACAUUAAUAACGAGGAGGAUCAGCUUCAGGGGAAGCAAAACCCAGAGGACGAGAGAGUUGGAAAGCACAGCGGGGUGCGAGCCCAGCAGCGGACCAGAGGUAUCAGCUCCUCUGGGAUGGACGAGAUGGAAGAGGAUGUUGAGGAAGCUGAGGGACACCAACCUCUCAGGGGACUAAUAGAGGAGAGUCAGGCAGACAGAGAAUGUUCCUUCUUUUCCCACUUCAACAUCCCUAACUUUGUGAACUUGGAGCACAGUUCAACACUUGGAGAGGAUGAUCUGCUAUAUGAGCCCUCUGUCAUACUGGAGCGCCAGUCUCAAUCUCAGGAUGCUCACCGUGACAUCCACUGAGUCUGUUUAUACGAAGACAUCACAGGCAUGGACAUAGUGUUAUUGUUAAAUUACAUGGCCAUUUGUGAUCUGAUGGGGAAAUCACACACACGCCUGACACACAGCUACCUUUUUUCCUAAAAAAGUGUCUCUACUUGGAGAGUUUUAGCCUUUUCAGGGAGCAUACAUGUAGAUCAACAAGCAAAAGGGCACAAUUCCAUACUAAGUGUAACUCAGUUAUAAGAUGAGAUUUAUUCCUGAAUAUAAAAUUGCCUCUCAAAUGGUACGCUUUACUGUGAGUACUAGGUUACUCUGAAAUGGAUGCAGCUUUAUUGUGCCUGGACUAGAUGUCUUUCCAAACAAAAUAAGAGGAGUGGCUCACCAGGGAGAGAUGCUUGGUACAAUUCAUUCUGCUAUUAUUGCUGUCUUGCUUUCUUGUUCAGUUCCGUACAAUGGACAUUAUCUCCCCAGCAGGACACGGAUGCCAGAUUAAAAGCAUGGAAUUCAAUAAUGUUUGUUCUAAAAUGAAGUGCCCUCUAUUAGAAAAGGUGAAAUGUACUUUAACCGUGGGAUUAGUACCACAAAAUCAAACGUAUCAUUACAGGGUAGGUAACCCAAGACCUUGGAUGACAAUGUGAUAUAAUACUUUUGUAUUACUAUGAACAUAGUGGGGAGAUAUAGCAACUAAAGAGCCACACAUUUCCUUGGAGCUGAAAGGUAAUGACUCAAAAUAAAUGUUUACAUUGCUCCGUAUUUACUGGAUAUGUAAAGAAAGUAUUUGCUAAUACAUGUCAACUUCAAGUUGAUAAUAUGUCAAUGUGGUGUUUCAAGUGGCCAAACAAUUAAUGAAUGCAUGUUGGA
Molecule: messenger RNA, 1671 nt
Organism: Perca flavescens (yellow perch)
Lineage: Eukaryota; Metazoa; Chordata; Actinopteri; Perciformes; Percidae
Product: melanocortin-2 receptor accessory protein 2A
Exons: 5
Coding region: 76-831 (251 amino acids)
Biological process (GO): protein localization to plasma membrane; regulation of adenylate cyclase-activating G protein-coupled receptor signaling pathway
Cellular component (GO): plasma membrane; endoplasmic reticulum
Molecular function (GO): type 5 melanocortin receptor binding; type 4 melanocortin receptor binding; signaling receptor regulator activity
Source: RefSeq, a predicted model, not a curated record